Molecule: messenger RNA, 666 nt
Organism: Strongyloides ratti
Lineage: Eukaryota; Metazoa; Nematoda; Chromadorea; Rhabditida; Strongyloididae
Product: MKI67 FHA domain-interacting nucleolar phosphoprotein
Exons: 1
Coding region: 1-666 (221 amino acids)
Biological process (GO): maturation of LSU-rRNA from tricistronic rRNA transcript (SSU-rRNA, 5.8S rRNA, LSU-rRNA)
Cellular component (GO): nucleolus
Molecular function (GO): RNA binding
Source: RefSeq, a predicted model, not a curated record
AUGGGUCCAAAACUUAUUAAGAAAAAAACUGUUAAAAAAGUUAAAGUACCAAAGGUUGAGACCACAGAAUCAAAAAAAGUUGUACCUGAUAUUCAAUUAUCGAAAGAACAAGAAUCAGAAAAAGAUGAAAAACAAACAACUUCUCUACCAGUUAAAAUAUUUCCAAAAUUUUCUAAAAAAAAAAUGAGUAAAAAUCCAGAAGAUUUUUCAUCAAUUAUCAAAAUUUCACGUCUACCAUAUGGAUUUUUUGAAGAAGAAUUGUUAAAUUUCUUUACUCAAUUUGGAAAAGUAAUACGUGUUCGUGUUCCAAGAUCUAAGAAAACACUAAAUUUUAAGAGAUACGCAUAUGUUGAAUUUGAAUUACCUGAAAUAGCAGAAAUAGUAGCUGAAACAAUGGAUAAUCAUAUGAUGUUUGAUAAUUUAAUAAAAGUUCAACAUUUGAAAUAUAAAGAUGUACCAGAGAAAUUUUUUACCAGUCGCAGAGUUAUUCUACGUUUUAGUAAAAACAAAACAACUGUAAUUAAAGAAAUUAAAAAAAGAAGUAAACCAUUUGAGGGAGUUGAUUGGAAUGAGAUACAGAAAAAAAUUACAAAUAAAUACAAACGAAAACAAGACAAGUUAGGAAACUUAGGAAUAAACUAUCAAUUUCCUAAAAUUCAAAGUUAA